This is a messenger RNA of Postia placenta MAD-698-R-SB12, 909 nucleotides long. RefSeq lists its product as hypothetical. Bases 1 to 909 code for a protein of 302 amino acids. The transcript is spliced from 6 exons. The record is from RefSeq and is a predicted model, not a curated record. Lineage: Eukaryota; Fungi; Basidiomycota; Agaricomycetes; Polyporales; Adustoporiaceae.
AUGCACUGGACCCUCACUAUCGCGCGCCUCUUCGUUGAACUUGCAAACUUUAAGAAAGGACAAGAUCUCCCGCAAAUCUAUACCAAUAUGUCACAGCCGACUAGUAUGGCGAGGAGUACAGCUCUCAUGCUGACAAUAUUAAUAUCUGACCUCAUGUUUGUGAGCCCCGUUGCCGUUCCACGAAUUUGGAUUGCAGAGGUCAUAUCUCGACAGAUCUCCAGGCUAUGGAUCGUGUGGAAUUAUAAUCUAUACGUCUUGAUCCUACCUAUAUUUACUACCAUUGGCUAUCUAGACUCUUUGAAUGACUGCAUCCCAGUGGCCAGUGUGGGGGAUCUACGAACACUGAAACAUCUCCCGGAUGACUCAAUACUUACUCAUGCCAUGGAGAGUUGGUUGACGGCGCAAUUCGCCUUCUCAUCCAUGUAUGUUUCUGUGCAACUUAUGCAUCCGUCCUUCCGGGACUCAUUCGACGUCACGGCGGUUUCUUCCAGUGUGAAUAUAUACUGCACAGCCGGAAUCGCCUGGAAAGUCUGGCAAGCGACACACAGUAUCGCUCAUGUCACAUACAGAGGAAGCAAACUCGUGCGUAUUGUACGUAUCGUGAUCGAAAGUGCAGCAGCCUACACGGCAUAUAAACUCUUCUACUUCGGGACAUACGUGGCACACAGCGACCUUCAGUACUUCGCGUUAGACAUGGACUCCCCCGUAGUGGGGAUCACGUUCAUAUUAAUUAUCGUCCGCGUGGGACUCGGGUGGACGGACCAAGCACAGCCAGCGGCUGAUUUGUUGAGACGUAGCACGGCGGAGCAGACCGUUGACAUGCCGCCAUUCGGGAUCAACGUUACGCAGGUGAUACGCCACACAAGAGACACAAGCUCUUCGUCGAAGAUAGGCCCCGAGCUCGUCUGA